UCUCAUUUCUCAGCCAGGGCAGCCAGAAAGAGAGUUGCUUUGCAGGGCUGUGCUGGGCUGUGCUGGGCUGUGCUGUGAAGGGGAUCUUUUUUUAUUUUGCCAGUCACGUCUUUGCUUCGUUUCUGAGCUCGAGGGGUGAGCGUUGAAUUCCCUUCGUUGGAACCUGCUCAGCCCGGUGUUGUAGUCAACAGUUGAUGAGUCGAACUGUCCUACUUGUUGCGAGAUGCUGAAGCCCGGUGGAGACAUGGUUGUUAGUUUGCACUUCAAUGUGAGAUCCUGUGGUUGACCUGCGUUUUUGAAGAAGGCCCGUAUCAUCAGCUUGCUGAAUUCAAGUGAAAGCAAGUGCCUGAUACGGUACCUAUCCUGUGGAGAAAGAAAUCGAGCUUGCGAAUUAUUGAGUAAAGGAUUUCAGCUAUCUUGCUUCCUCUCAUGAUGACGAAAGAUGAUGACCAAGUGUCCGAUUGGACGAAAGGGCUUCCUACAAGCGAAGAGCUUACACCUUUGUCACAUACCUUAAUAUCUCGAAUACUGGCAAGUGCCUUUAGAAUAAAACAUGAAGAACCAAUGACAGAAGAAGAUGUUCGGAGAGAAUCUCAGGCUACCAUUCACAAUCUCUUCAAGCAAAAGCCCAUUCCAUCCUUUGAUGCAUUUCCAGCUUUUCAAGAACAUGAUGACGCUGGUGGCUAUGGGUAUGGAGUGGAGGGUCGCAGCAGUGGAGAGGAGUUCAGAGGUAACAGGCGAGUGGAAGAGGAGUUUCGAGAGAACCGAGGCGACGAAGAAUUUAGAAAAGAGUUUAGGGGGAAUCGACGGACCGAAGAGAGACGAGACGGGCGGUCCCUUGCAAUCGAAGAUCGCAUGGAUUAUCGAGGUUCAGCUUUUGGAUCUGAGAUCCCAAAACAGACCCGCGCGAGUGGGAGCGACACCACAACUCCACCGAAGGGAAGUAUGAAGAGCAAUACUGGAGCUGGAGGAUCUGUGGGGCAAGGCUUACAAGGCUCCGUGUCGAUUACCGCGACAAACACUGGACGAGAACACUCCUCGACACCUGUGGGGAAUACUAGGCCUGCAAGAUAUGGCCACGGAGCUGACACAGCUAAUACCCACGAAAGGCCAAUACAGCCCUCUUUACCUUACAUAAUGAACAGUCUGCCAUAUGGACCGUACGAGAGGGUGCCAGAGAGUUCGUAUGGUGGCCCGAGAGAAGACGAAAGUAGCAGAGGAGGAGGGUCUACAGACUUCGGGCGAAAGAUGGCAGAUUUUGAGCUGGAGGAUGCUAAUUCCGCAGGAGGGCUUAUGAACAGCAACGACGAGCCCCUCAAAAGGGCACGGCUUGUUUGGACUCCCCAGCUGCAUAAACGAUUUGUGGAAGCGGUUGGACAUCUGGGGAUUAAGAAUGCAGUGCCUAAGACAAUUAUGCAGCUGAUGAAUGUAGAGGGCUUGACCCGGGAAAAUGUGGCGUCUCAUCUCCAGAAGUAUCGGCUGUAUCUCAAGCGUAUGCAGGGCCUUUCUAAUGAUGGGCCAUCGGCGUCAGAUCACCUCUUCGCUUCGAUGCCUUUGCCUCCUGGGAUAAUGGCUCCUGGCAUGAAUCCACAUUUCAUGGGAAGCUCUUCUAGUCAGCGUGACGAUGGUGGCUCUGCUUUUGCAACCCCUAUUAUGCCCAUGCCUUUCCAAGGGCUUGUUAGACCGGGACCCUUAGGAGGUUAUGAGUACAUGCCUUACGGUCCUAUGGGUGGUGGUUUCAUGCAACGGGCUCCAAUGCCAGAUCCUCGGGAGGCUGCUACAGAAAAUGAGAGCCGGAGUCAUGCUAGUAAUAAUCGAAGUAACAAAUCCCAGAGCCAGAGCCAGAGUCAUCAGAGCCUGCCAAGCUCGUCUUAUCAGCAUGCACUCCCAUUGUUUCCUACAAACUGACUUUGAAGUUCACUCCUGGAAACCUUGUCACUGGCUCUCUUUAUUCAGCAUGGCCUUGAUGGGUUCAGAUGUCGAAGUAAGAUUUUUCUAGACGACGUUCAAGCCCUGUCCUACCUGGCUAGUGACUGAUGGUAUGGUUCUCCUCUUUACAGUAUGUAUUGACCUCUUCUUGGUGUCUGCUGAAAAAUAAAUUGUAUGAUGUUAAGAUGAACCUAGUUAAUCUGUAUAUUUUAACUUAGAUAUUUACUAAUAGUAAUACUUUGUAGAAAACGUUGAGAGUGUAUUUUGAAUUUGUCGUGAAAGCAACCCUCUUUUUCUUUCUU
This is a messenger RNA of Physcomitrium patens, 2231 nucleotides long. RefSeq lists its product as uncharacterized. Gene Ontology annotation, molecular function: DNA binding; DNA-binding transcription factor activity. Gene Ontology annotation, biological process: regulation of DNA-templated transcription. Lineage: Eukaryota; Viridiplantae; Streptophyta; Bryopsida; Funariales; Funariaceae. The record is from RefSeq and is a predicted model, not a curated record. Gene Ontology annotation, cellular component: nucleus.